This is a messenger RNA of Anisakis simplex (herring worm), 1653 nucleotides long. The record is from the annotation of a GenBank genome assembly. NCBI's taxonomy places the organism in Eukaryota, Metazoa, Nematoda, Chromadorea, Rhabditida, Anisakidae.
AUGAGUGGUUUCGCUUCAUCUUUGCUCAGCAAACUUCAAGGCAUUGUCAGUGGUAGCAGCACCACAACAUUUCAUGUACACGCUGGCGGUAUCAGAGGAGAUCAAGCGGUUGCGGGUCCUUCAAGCGUUAUCCAGCCGCAGGAUCGUCGAGUGAUCGAAAAGACUUACAAAUUAAUGGACCAUGUGGUAAAACAAUGUCAGCAGCCGAGACUCAAUCUGAAGAAUUCGCCACCUUUCAUUCUCGACAUUCUACCGGAUACGUAUCAUCAGUUAACGCAGAUCUUCUCGAAUGAUCCCAACUGCUUGAGAGAGAAUCUUUAUUUGAACUUGUUCCUCGAGAACGUUCAAAAUAAGUGCAAGCAGACUCUAAAGCUAUUCAAAGAGGAUCGUGAUCGUAUAUUUGAUGAGCGUUCACCGUCCCGUCGAACUCUCACCAAACUAUCACUGAUAUUUUCUCAUAUGCUUGCUGAACUGAAGGCUGAAUUCCCGGACGGUCAAUUUGUUGGUGAUAAUUUUAGGAUCACAAAGAAAGAAGCUGAUGCUUUUUGGAAAGAGUCUUUCGGCAGCAAAACUACAGUGCAUUGGCUGGAGUUCCGAUCGGCGUUAAAUAAAGUACAUAAACUGAAUACGGGUUUGGAAACAUUAGCGCUGAGAACAACAAUUGAUUUAACUGUUAAUGAUUAUAUUUCCAAUUUUGAAUUCGAUGUCUUCACAAGGUUAUUCCAGCCAUGGGGCACACUUCUUCGUAAUUGGCAACUGUUAGCAGUUACUCAUCCAGGUUAUGUGGCAUUUUUGACAUAUGAUGAAGUUAAACAAAAAUUACAAAAAUAUACAAGUAGGCCGGGAAGUUAUGUGUUUCGAUUAUCUUGUACAAGAUUAGGUCAGUGGGCUGUCGGUUAUGUAGCUCCGGAUGGAAAAAUUUAUCAAACAAUACCGCAAAAUAAGUCGUUAAUACAAGCGUUAGUUGAUGGAAGCAGAGAAGGGUUUUAUCGUUAUCCAGAUGGACGACCCGUUAAUCCAGAUCUCACACAUGCACUUCAGCCGACGCCUGAGGGUCACUUGAAGGUGACACCAGAGCAGUAUCAAAUUUAUUGUGAGAUGGGUACAACAUUUGAAAUGUGUAAAAUUUGUGCUGAAAAUAACAAGAAUGUUAAACUGGAACCAUGCGGGCAUCUUCUUUGUACGCCAUGCUUGCAGAGUUGGCAGGAGUCAGAUGGUGGUAGUACAUGUCCAUUUUGUCGUUGUGAGAUCAAGGGUACCGAAAAAAUCGUUAUCGAUUCAUUUGAUCCGUCUGUAACGAAACGUCGCCUGGGAUAUGAGACAUUGAUCGAUACGAAUACUGUGCAGAAUCGUCAGACAUGGCCACCACAAACCGACAGCGGACCGCCUCGUUUAGCACCUCCACCAGUGCCACCGAGACGUGAUUCACCAUCAGAAGGGAGUACACCAGCCAUGAGUCACAAGCAGUUAGUUAAGAGUAAUUGCACGAUUCCAGUUGAGGAUGCGGUUUGCACACAGAAUGGAAAUUUAAGUAUGAUGUCGCCUGCAGACUUAUCAGCAAGGAACGACCCCGCUUAUGUGAAUGUGAACGUCAUUGUGGCUGAAAAUGCGGAUGGAUUGGAAUACGUGAAUACGAGCACAAUUCACGGGUGA